Colias croceus (clouded yellow) is the source of this 1825-nucleotide messenger RNA. RefSeq names its product proton-coupled folate transporter-like. The record is from RefSeq and is a predicted model, not a curated record. Lineage: Eukaryota; Metazoa; Arthropoda; Insecta; Lepidoptera; Pieridae. The transcript has 7 exons. Gene Ontology annotation, molecular function: transmembrane transporter activity. The coding region runs from base 47 to 1612 and encodes 521 amino acids. Gene Ontology annotation, cellular component: membrane. Gene Ontology annotation, biological process: transmembrane transport.
ACAUGUAAUUACCACUAUCAUCACUUAUAACGAUACAACAAGCAGAAUGUGCGAACAUGAAGAAGCGCCCUUAAAAACCCAACCUGAAAAAGUGAAAAAGAAAACGUUAAGGGAGAAAAUAGCGUACAUACGUGAGAACAUUACACUGGAACCAGUUCUAAUCAGCUACGUAAUUCCAGGAUCACUGUCCAGACUUGCGACCCAAAAUCUGAAUUUGGACAAAGCGUGCAGAGUUAAUCUUCAUUAUGACUCAAACGUUUGCGAUGCACUCAUCGCCCAGAAAGGAUUAUACGUACAAGAGGAAAUCGAAGUACAAACACUUGUUGCAUCUAUGGAGGCAUGGAAAAACAUCAUACUCACAGCGAUCCCAAGUUUCCUGAUAUUAUUCUUAGGUGCAUGGAGCGAUCGAACUGGGAAGAGAAAGAUCUGCGUGCUUAUGCCAAUAGUGGGAGACUUGCUUAUGUGUUUAAGUAAUCUUCUCAAUACGUAUUUCUUCUAUGAACUGCCCGUUGAAGUAACUAUGUUCUUUGAGGCUUUUUUCCCGGCUAUAACUGGAGGUUGGAUAGCUACUUACAUGGGGGCAUUUUGUUAUAUUAGUGAAAUAUCGAGUGAAGAGUCUAGGACGUUUAGAGUUGGUAUAGCGAACCUUUGUCUCACAGUCGGUUCUCCCAUAGGCCACGCUUUAAGUGGAAUAUUGCUCAAUAGAAUUGGAUAUUAUGGAAUAUUUACGUUCAGCUCACUUUUGUAUAUUUUUAGUUUAUGCCAUGGUUUCUUCUGUAUGAAAGAUCCUGAAAGACCUAAGGUGGAAAAGAAGAAUGAAGAUAAAGGAGCGUGCAAUUUCUUGAGGUCCUUCUUCAAUUUUAAACACGUGACGGAUACUCUGAAGGUAGUUUUCAAAAAGGGUCCCAAUCGGCGACGAACAAAAUCAAUUUUAGUUCUGGUUUCUAUAGCUUUUGUUUACGGUCCAAUGUAUGGCGAAUUCACAGUGAGAUACUGGUUCACGAGGUACAGAUUUAAUUGGGAUGCCAUGAAAUACAGUUUCUAUAAUACAUUUUACAUUUGUCUUCAUGCACUCGGUGCUUUUAUAUCUGUUAGUAUAUUUAGUAGGAGAUGGAAAUGGAGUGAUGCUACUCUUGGGAUUAUUUCAACUGUCAGCAAACUUAUAGGAGGCUUAGCUGCUAGCCAAGCUAGGACCUCGCUGCAAAUGUAUUUAGCCAUUGCCGUCGAGACAUUUAAUGCAACAUCCUUCACAGCACUAAGAUCGAUAUCAUCUAAACUAGCCAAAAGCGAUGAAUUGGGGAAAAACAUUUCUAUCUUCAAUCUAUUAGAAGUGGUGACGUCAAUGGUAUUCGGGCCAGCGUAUUCAAUGAUUUACAUGAUGACGCUAAAAGUUGAUGUCUCUAUUGUGUAUUAUGUCAGCACUGUGCUAACAUUUCCAGCAAUAUCUAUAUUUGUGUGGUUUUAUAUUCAGAACAAGAAAGAUAUACGAAGACAUAAAGCUGAGAAUAUUGAAGACAAAUCAGCGAAAUGUAAAGACGUAGCACCCGAUUCUACAGAAAGGAAGGAAUCUUUAAUUGGAAGCAUAGAAAUUGCUGAUAGUAAAAUUAUUUAGGACUUUAUGAGUGAGAGAAACCCACAUUAAAUCGAGUUAGCAAUAACAAAGGUGUUUUAUAAGAUAUUUCCUAGUUAAUUUGUUAUCAAUUGACGGGCUUGAAAUAAACAAUGAGAUAUACAUAUGGAGACGACACCGCCUACUCACUUAUGUUCCGCUCACCAAUGGCUUAACUGCACGCUAAUUUUUUAUUUGUUUUAAAGUGAAACGCAU